AUAUAUGAUGACACACCACCCCCAUUUUUUUUAUUUUGCCUCUAGAUCUGAUAACCCCCAAUUUUACUGCGUGUUCAUUUCUGGUGUGUAGUGUGUGAGUAAGCAAGCAAAAACACACACUCAAGGUGUAUCUCUGUGUGUGUAUUCAUCAAUUUCUUCUUCGCUCUUCCAUUCAUCUCUUAUCAGUGAACAAUCAACUAAAAUCAAUGGGCGAGGAAGCGAAGAAGCCGGCGGAGGAAAAGAAACCGGAGGAGGCGAAAAAACCGGCAGAGGAAGAGAAGAAAGAGGCGGCGGCGGCGGCGGCGGAGAAGCCAGCUGACGAUGGGAAGAAAGAGGAGAAGAAAUCCGACGAGACCAAGGCGGCGGCGGCGGCGCCGCCUCCUCCGCCGCAGGAAAUCGUCCUUAGGGUUUUCAUGCACUGCGAGGGCUGCGCUAGAAAAGUCCGCCGGUGCCUCAAAGGCUUCGAAGGAGUGGAGGAAGUGAUAACGGAUUGCAGAAGUAGUAAAGUGGUGGUGAAAGGUGAAAAAGCAGAUCCAAUAAAAGUAUUGGAGAGGGUUCAACGGAAGAGCCACCGUCAAGUUGAGCUUAUUUCUCCGAUCCCAAAACCUCCGGCGCCGGAGCCCAAGAAAGAUGAACAAAAAGAGGCGGUCAAAGCUGAGGAGAAAAAAGAGGAGCCUCCGGUGAUUAUUACAGUGGUGUUGGGUGUUUACAUGCAUUGUGAAGCUUGUGCCCAAGAAAUCAAAAAACGCAUUCAGAAAAUUAAAGGAGUGGAAAGUGCAGAGCCAGACCUCAAAGCCUCACAAGUGACGGUGAAGGGAAUUUUCGAGCCCGAAAAGCUCGCGGAUUACGUCUACAAAAGAACCGGGAAGCACGCUUCGGUUAUCAAAGUCGAGCCCGAGAAGAAAGACGAGGAGAAAAAGGGAGAGAAGAAAGCCGAGGAAGGCGAAAAGGAAGCCAAGAAAGUGGAAGAGGCCGCCUCCGCGGGGAAGGAAAACAAGGAAGCUGGUGGUGGUGGUGGUGCCGCCGCUCCACCGCCGGAGGCCGCGGCGGCGGAGGCGGAGGAGGGUAAAUUGGAGGUGAGAAAGAAUGAGUUUUACUAUAACCACCCACAGAACUACCACCAAAUGUACCACCAGAGGAUUGUGCAAGAGAUGAAUGCUUAUCCCCCACAAAUGUUUAGUGAUGAGAAUCCAAAUGCAUGUACUGUAAUGUAAAUGUUGGUGGAUUGCAGGGGUAAAAUGGGUAGAAUGGGGUAAAGAAUUCUGUCCUAAUGACAACAUGUUGGUGUGGUCUGCAUGUGGACCUGUCUUUGUUUUUUUUUUUUCAUAGUAUAAAUCUGCAGGAAAAAAAGGGGUUUGUAGAAUUUUAUAAGGGUAUUUUUGUACUUUUUUUUUUUCUUUAUUAUAAUGUUUGUCACAUAC
Erythranthe guttata (spotted monkey flower) is the source of this 1421-nucleotide messenger RNA. RefSeq names its product heavy metal-associated isoprenylated plant protein 7. Gene Ontology annotation, molecular function: metal ion binding. The record is from RefSeq and is a predicted model, not a curated record. NCBI's taxonomy places the organism in Eukaryota, Viridiplantae, Streptophyta, Magnoliopsida, Lamiales, Phrymaceae.